Messenger RNA from Sitophilus oryzae (rice weevil), 1312 nucleotides. RefSeq names its product delta-aminolevulinic acid dehydratase. Lineage: Eukaryota; Metazoa; Arthropoda; Insecta; Coleoptera; Curculionidae. The coding region runs from base 174 to 1199 and encodes 341 amino acids. The transcript has 7 exons. Gene Ontology annotation, molecular function: porphobilinogen synthase activity; zinc ion binding. Gene Ontology annotation, cellular component: cytosol. Gene Ontology annotation, biological process: heme biosynthetic process. The record is from RefSeq and is a predicted model, not a curated record.
AAUUGUCAACUUGUCAGAAACAUAUGAUUUCAUACUGACAGCUGACCGUAAACACUUGAAAAACAUUUAAAAAUUGAAUAAAAGAAUAUCGUCUUUCCAAGGCAUUUCAUAAGGGGAGUAGCUAAAAAGAGACAUAGUGGUUGUGGUGGUAUAGUUGUUCUAGGGAGUUAAAUAUGGGAGAUAAAUAUAAAAGAAUGGUCGAGAAAAAACAUUAUUUACAUAGCAGCAUAUUCCAUCCAACUUUACGAGAUUGGCAAUCGUUGAAAAGUGAACUUACACCUAGCAAUUUCAUGUAUCCAGUUUUUAUUAUAGAAAAUGAUAAUGAAGUACAGGCCAUACCAAGCAUGCCCGGUAUAAGUCGUUAUGGUAUUAAUAAACUUAAGGAGCAUUUGCAAAAUGUUAUAUCAAAAGGCUUAACUUCAAUUCUGGUUUUUGGUGUUAUAGAUUCCUUAGCAAAGGAUGAACAGGCUACAAAUGCCGACAGUUCUCAAAAUCCCGUAAUAAAAGCAUUACCCAAACUGCGAGCGUGGUUCCCUAAUCUUGUUAUAGCUUGCGAUGUUUGUUUAUGUCCUUACAGCAGUCAUGGGCAUUGUGCGAUUUUAAGUGAAAAUGGCACUAUCGAUAAUCCAAAAAGUAUUAAAAGAAUUGCCGAUAUCGCCUUAUCAUAUGCCAAAGCAGGUGCUCAUAUUGUGGCACCAUCUGACAUGAUGGAUGGAAGAAUAGGGGCAAUUAAAACAUUAUUAAUAGAAAAUAAUCUUCAAAAUAACGUGGCGGUGCUCUCUUACACUUGCAAAUUCGCAUCGAAUUUUUAUGGACCUUUCAGAGAUGCUGCUAAAUCAAAACCAUCAUUUGGUGAUCGAAAAUGUUAUCAAUUACCUCCAGCAGGGGAGGGCGUUGCAAUUAGAGCUGCAGCCAGAGAUGUUGAAGAAGGAGCUGAUAUGCUAAUGAUAAAACCUAUAAUGGCUUAUAUGGAUGUCUUAAAACAAGUUAAUGAUAAGUAUCCAGAAUAUCCUAUGUUUGUUUAUCAAGUAUCUGGGGAAUACUCGAUGAUUUAUAAUGCUGCAGAAAAGGGUAUAUUUGAUCUUAAAGCAGCAUUGUUGGAGAUAUUACAGUCUUAUAGAAGAGCUGGUGCGGACAUAAUAAUAACAUAUUACACACCUCUUAUAUUGGAAUGGAUACAAUUGAAACACAAAUUGUAAUUGUUUGUCAAGGAAGAUUAGGGAAUAAGUAUUGGAAUUGGUGAAAUAUAGUUACUAGACGUUUUUAUAAAGAUGCAAACUUGUCAAUAAAUAUUUAUUAAAAAAUAUAUCCU